This is a messenger RNA of Oncorhynchus mykiss (rainbow trout), 1402 nucleotides long. It is a transcript of the gene psmc3ip, whose product is annotated as PSMC3 interacting protein. Lineage: Eukaryota; Metazoa; Chordata; Actinopteri; Salmoniformes; Salmonidae. Gene Ontology annotation, cellular component: DNA recombinase auxiliary factor complex; condensed nuclear chromosome. Gene Ontology annotation, biological process: homologous chromosome pairing at meiosis; meiotic strand invasion involved in reciprocal meiotic recombination; meiotic joint molecule formation. Gene Ontology annotation, molecular function: recombinase activator activity; double-stranded DNA binding. The record is from RefSeq and is a predicted model, not a curated record.
AGGCGGAGGGUGACGAAAACAAGCUUUUGUUUUGAUAUGACGUAGGUAAAGCCUGGACACCCACAAUGCAUCACGGCGCGCGAAACUCAAGAUAGGUAAAUAGUUAGCGAUAGCGUAUAGCUCACAGAAUAAAGAAAAUGAGCAAAAAAGACAACGGAGGUUUAACAGUCAUAUUUGCUUACCUGAACGAGAAGAACCGUCCUUACAGUGCCCAAGAUGUCUUUAACAAUUUACAGAAGCAGCACGGCCUGGGAAAGACGGCUGUGGUUAAAGCCAUGGAGCAGUUGGCACUGGAAGGGAAGAUCAAAGAGAAAACCUAUGGGAAGCAAAAGAUCUACUUUGCUGAUCAGGCCCAGUUUGCAGAGGUGAGUGAGGCAGAUCUGAAGGCCAUCGACAGUCGCAUCUCUGACCUCAGCACACAGGUGCAGGCUCUUUCUCAGGGCUGCAGACAGCUGGACGCAGAGAUGAAGGAGCUCAACAGCUCCCUGACCACAGAGGAAAUGAUGUCAGAAAUCAAAGAGCUGAAAGCAGAGUGUUCUGGUUACAGGGAGCACCUGGAGAAGAUCAAGUCGGUGACCAAUCAUGUCACACCAGAGCAGAAGGAGAUGGUUUACAAGGAGAGACAUCUCUACGUGAAAGAGUGGAAGAAGAGGAAGAGACUGGCAUCUGACAUGAUGGGUUCCAUUUUGGAGGGAUACCCCAAGACCAAGAAGCAAUUUCUGGAAGAAGUUGGUGUGGAGACUGAUGAGGACUGUAAAGUGACUAUGCCAAGUACCUGACAGAAUGUUGGAGGAUCUUUGUUUACUUUUGACUUGAAUGUCAAUUCCGAGGGAGUGUUAUGCCAUCAAAACUCAUUUCAGGAGUAACUAAUUACUAUUUGUAAUGUUUUGUAAUAAAAUACCUUGUGCAGGUGUAUACUUUAAAGUUUAUUUUGCAAUUAAAAAUCAUUCAUAUGAAAUACUUUCAUCAAAUUCUUGUCCAAAUCAGCAAAAAAUAUGUAACAGUAGACCUGAUUGAUUUAUACCAGCACAAAGACUUGUCGUAUAAAAUCCCUUUUUUAAAGUCUGGUAAUUACACAGAUUAAACAUUCACAUCUGUUAGGUUUACCAGAAGGUCCUGAAACAUUUGGUACAGGUUCUCCUGAGCACAUUGUCAAAAUCAAUCACCAAAUUCUUCACAUUAAAUUUUUACAUGAUUGACUGUUUGAGGCCAGAAUUCAAUCAGAUCUCUGGCAACCUGCAUCAGCCGACAAACACAUUGCUUUUUUUUUGUUUAGGUGGUGUAACUGUUGAAGCUGUCAAAUUGGUAAGCGGCUGCUCUUGUGGUCGUUGUCAUGAAACCACACCCGUCCUUAUAUCCCAGCCACCUUACAAGUUCAGAACAAGAAAGUGGCGGCUAUAUA